This is a messenger RNA of Striga hermonthica, 819 nucleotides long. The record is from the annotation of a GenBank genome assembly. NCBI's taxonomy places the organism in Eukaryota, Viridiplantae, Streptophyta, Magnoliopsida, Lamiales, Orobanchaceae.
AUGUUUUGGAGAGAAGGAUUCACGGACAGGCUACCUUCCAAUCCUAACCCUAAUUACCCCCAAUUAGCCCCUCGGCCCCCUCACUCUCACGAUCCGCCGCACCUCCUGUACCCCCUCGCCUCCUCCAGCCGAGGGUUUGUAUCCAGGCCGGCUGGGGGUACCUCCCCGAGGCCGCCGUUUGUUUACCCUUAUUUUGAUCCGGGUCGGGGCAACCCGGGUUUCGUCAGGCCGAACCAAUUGCCUCAGGUGCUCCUCGGGUCCGGGCCGGGUUCCUCUGUCAACCCUUCAGGUACAGGGGUGAUGCCUGGUGUAGUUAAAGGAGUUCCUGUCUCCUCUUCACACCAUCCAAAGGCUGGUCCGCCUUCUGAUAUUAAUGGCCACAACAAUUUAAGGGAUAGAAAUAGGGAUGAUACUCUUGCAGUUGUCAGAGAUAGGAAGGUCCGGAUUACUGAGAAUGCCUCACUUUAUGGCCUCUGUAGGUCAUGGUUAAGGAAUGGAUUUCCUGAAGAGACUCAGCUGCCACCAUACCUGGAUAUGGUCAAAUCUCUUCCAAGACCUUUGCCCGUAGCUGCACAAACUGUUGAAUCACCCGAUAAAGAAGCAGAAAACAAAGAAGUGGAAGAUGAGGAAGAAUGUUCUGUUGAGAAUUUGUCUGAGAAGGAGCUCUUGCAGAGACAUAUCAAACGUGCCAAGAGGGUUCGUUCACGUCUAAGAGAAGAACGGUUGCAACGUAUUACAAGAUACAAAACCCGACUCGCGCUUCUGUUGCCGCCAAUGGUCGAACAGCAAUACAAGAAUGAAUCUGAUCAUGCAAACUGA